Molecule: messenger RNA, 618 nt
Organism: Tetranychus urticae (two-spotted spider mite)
Lineage: Eukaryota; Metazoa; Arthropoda; Arachnida; Trombidiformes; Tetranychidae
Source: RefSeq, a predicted model, not a curated record
UUCCUAAAUCAUAGAUUGUAAUGGAAACCAAACAGUUGAUCAUCUGGAAUGGUCUCAUUUUCAUUCUCUCUGUAAUAAUACCGGUAGAAAGUUCAAUGUUUUCAAUUCUUGCGUACGCUGCUCUGGCCAAUCUACUCAAACCUAGGCCUAAAUACCUACCACCGCCUCCUCCACCACCACCAGCGCCAGCGCCUAUUUACUAUGAUUCAUUGAGUCAACCAGCAGCUUCACCCUUUGUUGGUCAAUCACCAGUUCAUUCACUAGCCUCACAGUUUGUGCCUCAACCAUCCAAACGAGGAUUUGGGUUUCCUGGAGCCAUUUCAUUGGAUAGCAAUCCAGUGACUGAUUGGGCUAAAAGUUUGAAAUCCCACCCUGAAAGUCAAAAAGUACCAAGCUUUUAUGGCUCAUACCCAACCAAUGGUUACCAGAUUUUUAAUGGACCUCCACCAAGAACCAAUUUACUGAUGCCUAAGAAAUCGGGAGUCCAACCAGUUUUUAGACUUGCUGGAGUGGCUGAUCAUUUCAAAAGUGUACCCGAUAAAGGCAUUUUUCAGUUUUAACCAGAAAAAUUAGGUUACUUGGCCUUUUUCAUAUCUUUUUUUACAUAAAUAUCUUAUU